UCUCUACUUCCAAGAAAACUGAUUCAUUACAUUCUGCGUCCCUGCGAAAAUGGCUGCAUUGAAAUCGCUCAAAGACAUCACAGACACCUUCGAAGAACAACUGACCUGCUCCCUUUGUCUAGAUGUAUUCACCCAGCCCAAAACUUUGUCCUGUCUUCAUAGUUAUUGUACAAGAUGUAUCGCACAGUGGUAUCAGACAAGCGGGAAUCGCGGCAACAAUCGAAUGGACUGUCCGAUGUGCAAGACGGCGAUAGUUGUGCCCGACGGCGAUCCUUCGAAGCUACCUUCGUCGUUCUACUUGGAUUCUCUCCUGGACUUGCUUCAUGGGAUGAAAAGCAAAGCUAAUGAACCAGUCUUGCCCCAUUGUGUGAACUGUGAACAACCGCGAGUCUUGGCGGCGUUUUGUCAGCAGUGUAAUGGCUUGAUAUGCGAGGAUUGCUGCAACGCCCAUCGGUUAUUCAAAGAAAUACGAGAUGAACACCAACCAAUAAUGCUCGAUCAAUUUAAGGAGGAAAAUGUAAACAGUUUUAUCAAAAACCAGAUGCUGUGCAAGUUCCACGAAAAAAAGAGGCUUCAAUACUAUUGUCAAGAGGAAACAUGUAGAAUCAGCGUUUGCCAAAAAUGCGCUACUUUGAAUCACCAAAACCACCAACUGCAGAGCUUAGAAGACGCUGGACAGGACUCAAGGAAAUUGAUCGUAGGAGCGAUGAAUCGAGUGGAACAACGAAAACAAAACGAUGGACAAGAACUAGAGCAAUCUAAAGAAAACAUAGGAAGAAUUCAAAGAGAGAUUGCCGAGGCAAAGAAGGACAUUGAUGAUGUGGUUGAAAUGAUUUGCAAGAUGGCCAAACAACACGGAAUAGCGAAGAAGGAGGAACUGAAGCAGACGCUCCAGGAACAAACAACAGCAAAUCAUGAAGAACAAACGGCUAUUCAAACAAGGUUAAAAGACUCAAAUGAAUUUGUGCAACACUGCCGAGCACUGUUGGAGAGAGAUGUAGCAUAUGAGGAAAUAGAAAGUAAGCAAAUGAUUCUAGAAAGAAGUCAAAUGUUAUCAGAAGCUCCUUCGAUCUUGUGCCUUCAGCCAAUCCAGCGUGACAUGACAAUACGUUACUCCGUGACAGAGCAAGUCAUGCAAUCACUGCUAGACAUCGGCAGGAUUGUGAAGAACGUGACGGACCCUGCUCGAUCCACAAUUGAAUUAUUGAAGACUCCUCGUGGUUUUAUAAACGAGUGCAAGAUAAUCACCAGGAAUACAGAAGGAGAAGUGUGUCCCACAAGAAUCAAGUCUAUUGAUGUUAGAAUCAAAGAUGUGGAGGGCAACGAGGUGGAAAACAAAGUGUCUGAAGAGCAAACUGGAAAAUACCGUGUGAGUUUUAAGCCACAAAAAGAUGGACGGCACGAAAUUCAGGUGAAUAUUGRAGGAGAAAGGAUCAAGAACUCGCCUCAGAAUGUAGAGAUACUCGAUGUGAGGGAGUUGUUCAAACCUGUGAAAACCUUUGGAGAAGAGGGAAGUGGUAGAGGACAGUUGAAUGAUCCACUGUCGAUAGCAGUCAGUGAUAAUGGAGAGAUAGCCAUUGCUGAUUAUKKUAAUCAYCGUAUUCAAAUAUUCAGUCUUGAUGGAAACUAUUUAAGAGAGUUUGGCAGGAAAGGAACAGGAGAAGGUCAACUGUAUUAUCCAUUUGGAGUGAUGUUUAAUGAAGACAGAAUAAUUGUCAGUGAUGGUCCACAUGGUCAAGGCAGGAUACAAGAGUUUGACUUGAAGGGUACUUAUGUAAGAACCAUCUACAGACAUGACCAAUGGUUUGAACCGCGUGGAAUGUGUGUUAACGAUGAUAAAAACAUCGCAGUGUGCUGUUUGGGAAAACAAGAACUGGGUAUCAAACCAAGUAUCAAGGUGUUCAGUAAACAAGGACAUUUAGUUCAUGAGUUUAAUAUGCCUGAUAAUAAUGAACAGCCUCAGUACAUCACCUAUGGUAACGGGAAAUACUUUGUAUCUUGUGGUUAUGACAUAAACUAUGUUCUUGUUUUUGAUGUGAAUGGAGUUUUCUUGUACAAGUUUGGAAAAAAGAGAGAAAGAGACGGUCAGUUUAAUAGUGUACAUGGACUGGCUGUUUAUGGUCCAAGCAUGAUUCUUGUCUGUGAUCGUUAUAAUCACCGUGUUCAACUUUUCACACAAGAAGGUCAGUUUAUAAAGUCAUUUGGUAGCCGUGGUUCAGGUGUUGGUCAGAUGCUGUAUCCUGCUGAUGUAGUAGUUACAGCUGAUGGUCGAGUGUUUGUGCUAGAAUUUGGGGGUAAAAGAGUUUCUGUUUGGUGUUAAUAGAUAUCAACCAUUCAACACUUCUUUACACUUCUAUCCCUCUCAUACAGUACAGUAUAACCCUAAUAACUCUUUCAUUAUUAUUUCCAUGAAAACUUUGAGAAAAACAUUGAUUUUAUCGUCAUUAUUGAUGAGUAAACUCGAAAUGAGUAUUUCUUAGUUUUGUAGAUUCUCUUUGUUUUUCCAAAUAAAUAUUUAGUAAUUUGUUUCUUUUAUCAUUUUCACGAGUUAAAAAAGAAUACUAAAUUAAUGUUGUUCAGCUGAGUAUCAGCUUAUAACUCUCUCUACAUUAAUUAGAAGUCUAAAUAUUAUUUUGUAGCAAACUCAAUGUUAAAAUAAGCAGAUAGCAUUUUCAUUGAUAUCUAAAGGCCUAGUUUAGAUUAAACUAUAUUAUAUUAUAUUCAGUGAUAUACUGAUCAGCUGUGUCCUUAUACCUAAUAUUAUAGACUUGAUGAAGUAAUGCCAAUGUUGUUGUAAAUAUUUAUUAGCAAAGGGAAAAGUAAUUGGUUUGUAAAUAACCCAUAUUUAGUUUAAUGAUUAAAAAUAUUAUCAGUUGA
This is a messenger RNA of Actinia tenebrosa (Australian red waratah sea anemone), 2877 nucleotides long. RefSeq names its product E3 ubiquitin-protein ligase TRIM71-like. The record is from RefSeq and is a predicted model, not a curated record. NCBI's taxonomy places the organism in Eukaryota, Metazoa, Cnidaria, Anthozoa, Actiniaria, Actiniidae. Gene Ontology annotation, molecular function: protein binding; zinc ion binding.